AUGCAACAGAUGUGCAUGAUUCGGGUGGCAAAGUCUCCCAGUAACUUGCCAUUACGCAUUCAUGAAUUCUCAGAUUCAAGCCCUCCGAAAGACGCCGACAUUUCCCCGAUUCGGCCCCGUGCAAGCAAAGCGUUUUUUCGUGCAAGUCCCCCGAUUCGGCCCCGUGCAAGCAAAGCGUCCCCCGAUUCGGCCCCGUGCAAGCAAAGUCCCCCGAUUCGCCCCGUGCAAGCAAAGUCCCCCGAUUCGGCCCCGUGGAAGCAAAAUUUGCGCCGAUUCGGCCCCGUGCAAGCAAAGCCGAUUCCCCCGAUUCGGCCCCGUGCAAGCAAAGCCUCCCCCGAUUCGGCCCGUGCAAGCAAAGCGUCCCCCGAUUCGCCCCGUCCCCCCGAUUCGGCCCCGUGCAAGCAAAGCCUCCCCCGAUUCGGCCCGUGCAAGCAAAGCGCCCGAUUCGCCCCGUGCAAGCAAAGUCCCCCGAUUCCCCCAAGCAAUUCGGCCCCGUUCCGGCCCCGUGCAAGCAAAGCGUCCCCCGAUUCGGCCCCGUGCAAGCAAAAAUCGGCCCCGUGCAAGCAAAGCCUCCCCGAUUCGGCCCCGUUCCCCCGAUUCGGCCCCGUGCAAGCAAAGCCUCCCCCGAUUCGGCCCCGUGCAAGCGAAAGCCUUCCCCCGAUUCGGCCCCGUGCAAGCAAAGCGUCCCCCGAUUCGGCCCCGUGCAAGCAAAGCGUCCCCCGAUUCCCCCGAUUUCCCCCGAUUCGGCCCCGUGCAAGCAAAGCCUCCCCCGAUUCGGCCCCGUGCAAGCAAAGCGUCCCCCGAUUCGGCCCCGUGCAAGCAAAGCCUCCCCCGAUUCGGCCCCGUGCAAGCAAACGUCCCCGAUUCGUGCAAGCAAAAUCCCCCGAUUCGGCCCCGUGCAAGCAAAGCCUCCCCCGAUUCGGCCCCGUGCAAGCAAAGCGUCCCCCGAUUCGGCCCCGUGCAAGCAAAGGUCCCCCGAUUCGGCCCGUGCAAGCAAAGCGUCCCCCGAUUCGGCCCGUGCAAGCAAAGCCUCCCCGAUUCGGCCCCGUGCAAGCAAAGCGUCCCCGAUUCGGCCCCGUGCAAGCAAAGCCUCCCCGAUUCGGCCCCGUGCAAGCAAGCGUCCCCCGAUUCGGCCCCGUGCAAGCAAAGCCUCCCCCGAUUCGGCCCCGUGCAAGCAAAGCGUCCCCCGAUUUUCGGCCCCGUGCAAGCAAAGCCUCCCCCGAUUCCCCGAUUCGGCCCCGUGCAAGCAAAAGCCUCCCCGAUUCGCCCCGUGCAGCAAAAUUCGGCCCCGUGCAAGCAAAGCCUCCCCCGAUUCGGCCCCGUGCAAGCAAAGCGUCCCCCGAUUCGGCCCCGUGCAAGCAAAGUCCCCCGAUUCGGCCCCGUGCAAGCAAAGCGUCCCCCGAUUCGGCCCCGUGCAAGCAAAGCCUCCCCCGAUUCGGCCCCGUGCAAGCAAAGCCUCCCCCGAAGCUGUACCGUUACUCCUGCGAUCGGGCUCCGUGCUGCGGGAAGUCCGUCGCCGCUCGGGUCUUUCCCCCAAGGCGCUGUGGGGCUGAUAAGGAGGCUGUCUCGGCGUCGCGGGGUUUGGAUCGGGGCCAAAGGAGGCUCAGGUGUAAUCCAGGCUGGGCAGCGCAGCAUCAAGGCGCGCGCCCCCAGACUGUCUCUCCAGCAGCGAGAGGAAAUUUCCUUCAGCACUAA
Penaeus vannamei (Pacific white shrimp) is the source of this 1695-nucleotide messenger RNA. The record is from RefSeq and is a predicted model, not a curated record. Lineage: Eukaryota; Metazoa; Arthropoda; Malacostraca; Decapoda; Penaeidae.